This is a messenger RNA of Manduca sexta (tobacco hornworm), 2182 nucleotides long. It is a transcript of the gene cad, whose product is annotated as homeobox protein CDX-1. Gene Ontology annotation, biological process: embryo development; animal organ morphogenesis; anterior/posterior axis specification. Gene Ontology annotation, cellular component: nucleus. The transcript has 3 exons. Gene Ontology annotation, molecular function: DNA-binding transcription factor activity, RNA polymerase II-specific; RNA polymerase II transcription regulatory region sequence-specific DNA binding. The coding region runs from base 114 to 851 and encodes 245 amino acids. Lineage: Eukaryota; Metazoa; Arthropoda; Insecta; Lepidoptera; Sphingidae. The record is from RefSeq and is a predicted model, not a curated record.
CGUUCGUUAUGCUCAGUCGCGAUAGCAGCGUUGCUAGUAGUGUAUCUCGUGAACGGAACGGUGGUGAUUUGUGACAGCGAGUGUAUGUGCGAUGCUCGGACGGUGAUCGAAGCAUGGUGAAUUACGUUAAUCCCCUCGCCAUGUACCAAGGCAAGGGCGGGCAAUACGGCGGCGGGUGGUACGGCUGGCAGCAUCAGAACUUUGAAGAACAACAAUGGUGUGCUUGGAACGGUGCGCCGGCGGGUGGCGAGUGGGCGCCAGAUCCACAUCAUUUUCCCAAAAGAGAACCUGGAGAAAGAGAAAUAGCAGACAUGCCAUCACCGGCACGAGGAGACCUGGCAAGUCCAGCGGAAGGUUCGCCGAGCUCGGGGUCGAGGCCGUCGCAGCCGCCAGCACCGCCGCGUUCCCCAUACGAAUGGAUGAAAAAACCCAACUACCAGACACAACCUAACCCAGUAGGUAAAACGCGCACAAAAGACAAAUACAGGGUGGUGUACAGUGAUCACCAGAGGCUGGAGUUAGAGAAGGAGUUCCACUACAGCAGGUACAUCACUAUUCGUCGCAAGGCAGAACUCGCCGUCAGCCUUGGCCUUUCCGAACGACAGGUCAAAAUUUGGUUUCAAAACAGACGAGCCAAGGAAAGGAAACAAGUGAAGAAACGCGAAGAAGUGGUGAUGAAAGAGAAAGGCGACCAUGCAUCUCUACAGCACGCGCAGCUGCACCAUGCCACCAUGCUGCAUCACCAGCAGAUGAUGAACGGCAUGAUGCACCACCACCACUACCACCAAGGCGUGUUGCAGGGCGUGCCGGAGCCGCUGGUGCCGGGCGUGCCGCCCGUGCCGCUGCUGUGACCGCAACACCGCGACUACUGUCACCACAGUGAUUCAUUCGCGUAGCGACUCACGCAAAACCAGUGAUUAUUGAAUUUAAAGGCUUAUACGGACAUUAUAGUAUAAUUGCGAUAUGACCUUAUUAUGUGUGAUUUUAGUGCAAUCUCGUGGGAAUACGCGUGUCGAUAUAACAUCAUCAUAAAUUAAAACUUAUAUUUAAAUACUCUUAGGCGCUACUUCGGUAGUUACCUAACAACUGUCAGUAAGCGUUGGCACUUAUAAAGUUCUGCUACUAAGGCUCUUUCAUUAAUGAGAAACAGAUUACUAAAUCUCCACCAAUUUUUAUAACCGUUAAUGAAAAUAGUCGUUUUAUCAGAACAGCUCUAUUUAGCCCUUAUUUUAGUGCUAAAAUUAAAUAAUGUUCUAAGUGUUCAUGCCUGAUAGCUAUUGUGCCACUUUCGGAGGAAAGUGCGACUAAUUUUAAUAUUAUGAAUUUUGUCCUUUGACUGUAUAUAUAGAUUACUAUAUUUUUAUAUAAUUAAUAUAACAAUUAAGUAAGUAUUAACUUUUAUUUUGAAGUGGUAAAUUGAUUUCUCAGUGCUAUAAAAGCCUAUUGUAUCCGUUUAUAUAGCUACAAAUCAUUAUUUUAUUCCAUACAGGUUUUAUAAAUCAAUUUUUCUGCUUAAUAUCUACGUAGUUCUUCCAUGUUAUUCUGUAAUUUAAUCAUACACUAUAAGAAUCUCAUACGUAAGUGCGCAAAGUUUCCAAAUUAAUUAAUAAAAUACGUAAUAUUGUAUCUUUUAUAGCAUUGAGAAUAAGGUGCGAUAAUUUUUUUACGUUGAAUGAGAUUAUUCCUAGUUAUAAUUGUUUUGUAAAUAAUACAUUAAAUCUUAGAUUAAAUUAUUGCUAUGCCAGUAUAUGUAGCAUUAACACGGGACAAAACACUCAAUACACGAACUAAUUGACUACAUUGUAUAAUUUGGGUAGGUACGAGUGGAUCGAGGAGGGAUAUAAAGGAUUUUUACAGUUAAUUAGAUUACGAUUGAGUUGUUAACGAUGUUUACAAUAUAUUAUUUAUUGAUUCGCAGUCCACGGAAGAAUUGUUUAUCGUUUUGUUUUGUGAUGCCGACCGUGUACAUUGUGGUGCUAACAAUAAUCGAAUAAUACGAUUAAUAUUAUCUUUCCACUUUAUAAAGGAGGAGUCGACUUCAAAUGAUGUUUUGGUAAUUGUUGUAUGUAGGAUGUUGUGUUGAUGUUUUGGAAGUCGUUUGUAACACUUGAACUGUUAGAUUAUUUGCAGCACUAUCACGAAACACAUUUGAUAAACUAAAUAAAUCCAUGUUAAUCGAAUA